Messenger RNA from Parascedosporium putredinis, 501 nucleotides. The record is from the annotation of a GenBank genome assembly. Lineage: Eukaryota; Fungi; Ascomycota; Sordariomycetes; Microascales; Microascaceae.
AUGAUUCAGCACGCUGCUGAUCCCGCCCUAACCACCAAGUCAACAGAUUGGUACAUCUGGGAGUUAUUUGCCGCCCACCCCCUCAAGGAAACUCUCCCUGUAUCCGGUGACCUGGACCCUCUCUUCUUCGUGGCCGGCAAGAGUACCCAAGACUCCCUGGUGUGGAAGGGCGCGUGCUACAACACCACGAACCACGAGGCCGUGCCCGUCUCGGUGGCGUUUGAGGGCGUGGAGCCAGGCACCCGUGCCGAGCUAACCCUGCUGACGGGACCCAAGGACCCUUACGCCUACAACGACCCAUGGACCGGCGAGAACGUCGUCAAGACCACCAAGUCUGUACUGGAAGCCAACCAAGACGGCGAGUUCCAGUUUGACAUGCCCGAGCUGAGCGUUGCUGUCCUCGACACCUUGGUUGGAGAAGACUCCGCUACCGAAGACCCAGUGGAAGAGGAGGGUAGCGAAGCGGCUAUCAAGAGGAGAAAAAGAAAUCGCUCUAUUUGA